This is a messenger RNA of Populus euphratica (Euphrates poplar), 534 nucleotides long. Its product is annotated as aminoacylase-1-like. The record is from RefSeq and is a predicted model, not a curated record. Gene Ontology annotation, molecular function: aminoacylase activity. Lineage: Eukaryota; Viridiplantae; Streptophyta; Magnoliopsida; Malpighiales; Salicaceae. The annotation marks the transcript as partial. The transcript has a single exon.
AUAACCUGGCAAGGCUCAAACCCAUCUCUCCCUUCACUCCUCCUCAACUCCCAUCUCGACUCGGUCCCAGCCGAACCUUCCAAAUGGACCCAUCCUCCUUUCUCAGCCACGCUAACCCCAGAAGGAAAAAUAUUUGCACGCGGAGCUCAAGACGACAAGUGCAUAGCAAUUCAGUACUUAGAAGCAAUCCGCAACUUAAAAGCAAGAAACUUUGUCCCGACAAGGACAGUACACAUUUCUUUUGUUCCUGAUGAGGAGAUUGGUGGGAUUGACGGGGCUGAUAAGUUUGUCAAGUCUAAAGAGUUUAAAGAUUUGGAUGUUGGGUUUGUUUUGGAUGAAGGGCUGGCUUCAGUUAACGAUGAAUUUAGAGUUUUUUAUGCUGACAGGUCCCCUUGGAAUUUGAUUAUUAAGGCUAAAGGAGUGCCUGGGCACGGGUCGAGAAUGUAUGAUAACGGAGCUAUGGAGAAUUUGAUGAAUAGUAUCGAGGUUAUCAACAGGUUUAGAGAUAGUCAGUUUGAUAUUGUUAAGGCUGGA